AUGGGCAAAUCCUCACAAAGUUUGAAUCUUAUUUACUAUGACUGUUUAGAUAAGAUCACUCAAAGUAUUAAAAAGAUACUUGAAUUUAUAAAUGAGGAUGAAGAGGUAUUUAAAUUUGAAAUUAGCAUUGAUGUUUUAUAAUAUGAAAAUAUUUGGUACUUUUUAUAGAUUAUUGAAUGGCCAGCAUUAUUUAAAUUUGAAUUUGUAAUAUUUCAAGAGAUUACCAUGAAAAUGCAUGAAAUUAAGCAAAUGUAACGACCAUUCAGAGAUACUAGUAUUGUGCUAAGAUUUGGAGGAGGUUUUAUUGUAACAAAUUCGAACAUACCAAAUUUGUAAACAAAUACAAAAUUUUCAUACUUUCCAGGAUUUAUAAUGAUAUAAAGAUUAUCAAUGUAAACAUUACAAUUAGAUAUUGAUUUUGAUUCAAUUGUUCAAAACACAUUUGGUGAUUAUGGAUCAUGUGAAUGUGAAAUGAAUGAUGAGGUUAAAUUACCUGAUGUCUCAUUAGAUUGGUUGGAUAAAUAAAUAUAUAUAUCAAAAAAUACAAAUUGCGAAUCCUUCAUUUUAUCUGGGUGGCUUAAAAUUAAUGAUAUUAUAUCGUCAACAGGUGAUUUUACUUAUAAGUUUAUAAUGUUAUCAGCGAACUUUGAAAAUUAAUUUUCUAAUUAGAAUCUAUCUCCUUUUCAAAUGAGCUAUUAAAUAUCUUCUGGAGUUAAAAAACUUUUAUUUUCAACUUAUUCUUAAACCUUUCCUGAUGUUACUAUUGAUUUUGUAGAUGAUGCCUUUAUAAUAAAGAAGGAGUUUAUUAUAACAAACUCCAUUUUAAUAUGGCAUAAUAUUUAUGUUAAUUUAUAAGACGAUUUACUUACUGUUGUUAUUAAAUUUUAUGAAGGAAAUGCAAUUUAUGAGUACAAUGAUUAAUCUAAUGUUCACUAAUUUCAUUGUAUUCAAUCUAAAUUGCAAUAUGGGAAUCUUCUCUAAUCUGCUGGUAGUUAUGUGAUUGUAGAUGUGAAGAAUUUAGUAUUCAUGAAUUGUAAUGAAUCAUUUCAAUAAUAAACUGUCACUUUAGUUGUUAAGACUGUAAUGGACCUACUAUGUACGAUUGUUUAUCUUGUUCACUCGAAUCAUAAAGAAUAUAUAUACAAGAACAUAAGGUUUGUGUCUGCCCAUAUAAUUCAAUCGAUGAAUAUACUUGCUAAAUUUAUGUUAAUUCAGAACUACAAUUGA
Paramecium tetraurelia is the source of this 1227-nucleotide messenger RNA. RefSeq lists its product as uncharacterized. NCBI's taxonomy places the organism in Eukaryota, Ciliophora, Oligohymenophorea, Peniculida, Parameciidae. The record is from RefSeq and is a predicted model, not a curated record. The transcript has a single exon.